AUGUUUGGCCAAGAACUCCUGUUCGAUCCAGUUGUAAAACAUGUCAUAGACAAAGGGAUUAAGGUGUCAAGAUUAAUGGACCUUGAGAAAAGAGCACAAGAAGUUGAUACUGCAGGAUAUUUAGCUAACGACAAUAUGAUCGUCGAGAACCUAGGAGAUCAUGCAGAUGCCGAGGUAGCCAAGGGAGCGAAACAGAAUAGACUUGUAUUGGAUGGCGUUCUACACCCAGAGGACUUGCCUCAUCCAAGUACAAUUACCAAAUUUGUUAGAAACGAACUACUGAUGACAAAAAAGAAAAUUCACGCGCUUACGUCUGAAUGUAGAACAGCAGAGAUCGAAGCCCGUACGAACUUCUUUCUCGAUCAGGUCAGCGAUUUGGUUGUCAGUACAAUCCACUUUUUCGACGAGGCAAGUGUUACAAAAACUACAAUGAACAGACGAUACGAAAAUUCAAUAACCGGGACUCCCGCCUUUGAGAUCCAGAGAUCUGCAUCCAAUGCAACUUUUACAAUAAAUCUUUUGCAUUCCUGUCUGGGAGUCGAUUUUGUAAAUAUACUCGAAGGCGCUUCCAACGGUAACGAACUCUUGAUUUUCUUUGAGGAAGCUGUGGAAAUAACGAGGCGGGGUGGUUCUGUUCUCCUUGAAAGGGGUGAUACUGUUAUCAUAGAUAACUGUCCAUUUCAUCACGGGAGAUUCACAGAAAGAGCCUUGAGGGACCUUCUUGGUGAAUAUGGAGUAAAUCUUCUUUUCCAGCCCCCGUACUCUCCGCACUUGAACACUUGCGAAAUCUGUUUUCACCAGAUAAAGGCUUUUCUCAACAGGAAUCAGUUGUUGGCUGUGAAUGAAACAGAAAUUGCCAUUCACGAAGCAUGCCACAGAAUCACGCAACAGAAUUCGAUGUCAUAUUUUAGGCACUGUGGGUAUUUGAUAUAG
Messenger RNA from Pocillopora verrucosa, 933 nucleotides. Lineage: Eukaryota; Metazoa; Cnidaria; Anthozoa; Scleractinia; Pocilloporidae. The record is from RefSeq and is a predicted model, not a curated record.